AUGCUCUUCAAGCGCGUAUCAUUGUUAGCGUCGGCCGUUUGGCCGGCCAGCGUAUUUGCUGCGCCCGCUGUGGGAGGAGGGUCCCACGGUAACAGCACAUGUCGAAAAACAACUGUUGCAGUUUUAGGUGCAGGUGUUGCCGGAAUAACUGCAGCUCAAGCGCUCGCAAACCAGUCCAUCACUGAUUUCCUCAUCAUCGAGUACAACGAACAAAUCGGCGGUCGUAUGCGACACACUAAUUUCGGCUCUGACUCUAAUGGGAAUCCAUACCUUGUGGAGCUCGGCGCCAAUUGGAUAUCAGGAACAGGCACACCCGAUGGUCCUGAGAACCCAGUAUGGACGUUCUCUAAGCAGUCCAAUCUCUCCAGUACAUUCUCAAACCUCAGUUCCAUCGCCACUUACGACGAGACUGGAGCUGUCGAUUACAUGGACAUUCUCGAUGAAUACGAUAACUCAUGGUCCGUUUUCGAGCAGGCUGCAGGAAGAAUCUUGACCGAGAACCUGCAGGAUAAAAGCCAGCGUGCAGGUCUUUCGGAGAAUGGGUGGAAAACCCAGCGCGACGCCAAGCGCAAAACAGUGGAAUGGUGGAUGUUUGACUGGGAUGCAGCACAAACGCCUGAGGAAUCGAGCUAUGUCUUUGCUACCACCGCAUACAAUCUCACUUACUAUCAGUUCAAGGAUGAGGACUACUUCAGUAUCGAUCAGCGUGGCUUCAAUACAUGGCUCAAGCAUGAGGCUGCGAAAUUUUUACAGCCGAACGACCGCCGACUCCUCUUCAAUACAACGGUAAAGGGGAUUGAAUACUCCAAGUCUGGUGUCAAGAUCAACAACGAGGACGGCUCCUGCGUUGAAGCCGACUAUGCAAUCUGCACGUUUGCAUUGGGCGUGCUACAAGAAGAUGUCGUCGAGUUCACCCCAAAGCUUCCGGCCUGGAAGGAAUCCUCAAUCGCCACCUUUAAUAUGGGCACCUAUACCAAGAUCUUUCUGCAGUUCAACGAAACCUUCUGGCCUACAGAUAAGGAGUUCUUCCUGUAUGCGCACCCUACAACCCGCGGGUACUACCCACAGUGGCAGUCACUUUCAAUGGACGGCUUCUUCCCGGGCAGCAACAUCCUAAUGGGCACGGUAGUCGACGAACAGAGCUACCGGAUUGAGGCUCAAGACGACGAAACGACCAAGGCUGAGGUCAUGGAGGUCUUGCGUCAGAUGUUCCCUGAUGUCGACGUCCCAGAACCCACUGCUUUCAUGUACCCUCGCUGGACGUCGAACCCCUGGACAUAUGGCAGCUACUCCAACUGGCCCACCGGUACGACACUGGAGCAGCACCAGAACCUCCGUGCCAACGUUGAGAGGUUGUACUUUGCUGGCGAACAUACGUCUGCUGAGUACUUUGGCUUCCUGCAUGGGGCCUGGUUUGAGGGACAGGAAGCAGGGAAGCGCAUCGCUGGUAUGCUUGCGAAGGAAUGCUUGAACACGGAUAGUGGGUGCGGAGAGUACAAGAGCUAUGAGGUGCUGAGGGGUACGACUGAGAGAUCGGAGUACAAUGAUUUCAACGGCAUGGGUGCGGAUCCGUUCUUUGUUGCGGAGGUCGCUGAUGACAGUAGCGUUGUCACUCGUCGGAAGAGAUAG
Molecule: messenger RNA, 1629 nt
Organism: Ascochyta rabiei
Lineage: Eukaryota; Fungi; Ascomycota; Dothideomycetes; Pleosporales; Didymellaceae
Product: Sarcosine oxidase
Exons: 3
Coding region: 1-1629 (542 amino acids)
Molecular function (GO): oxidoreductase activity
Source: RefSeq, a predicted model, not a curated record